This is a messenger RNA of Penicillium paradoxum, 1377 nucleotides long. RefSeq names its product bifunctional nucleoside/nucleotide kinase/histidine phosphatase family protein. Gene Ontology annotation, molecular function: ATP binding; 6-phosphofructo-2-kinase activity; fructose-2,6-bisphosphate 2-phosphatase activity. The record is from RefSeq and is a predicted model, not a curated record. Gene Ontology annotation, cellular component: cytosol. Bases 1 to 1377 code for a protein of 458 amino acids. The transcript has 4 exons. Lineage: Eukaryota; Fungi; Ascomycota; Eurotiomycetes; Eurotiales; Aspergillaceae. Gene Ontology annotation, biological process: fructose 2,6-bisphosphate metabolic process; fructose metabolic process.
AUGGCCUCAAAAAGCGUGGUCCGCAGCCAACAGCAGCAUAAGGUGUUUGUUGCCAGUUCCGACGAGUCGAAGAUAUGCGUCGUCAUGGUGGGCCUCCCGGCCCGAGGCAAGAGUCUCAUCGCCGGCAAGGCCAUGCGCUACCUGGGGUGGGUCGGGAUCCCUGCGCGUGUCUUCAAUGUUGGCAGCUAUCGCCGAUUCAACACUCCCCAGCCUCAGGCAACCUUCUUCGAUCCACACAAUGAAGAAGGCGAGCGAAUGCGCCGAGCUGCGGCUGAGGCCGCUAUGUCUGACAUGCUUCAGUGGUUCAAUACUGGCAAAGGUGUUGUGGCAAUCCUGGACGCGACUAACUCUACCAAGGAGCGUCGUCAAUGGAUCUAUGAGAAAUGCCACGAGGCUAAUAUUGAGGCUCUCUUCGUUGAGUCGAUCUGUGACGAUGAAGACCUGAUCAUGACCAAUAUCAAAGAGGUCAAGACGACAUCUCCAGAUUACAAGGGUCAAGACCCUGAAGUGGCUGCUCUUGAUUUCCGCAAUCGCAUUCGCAACUAUGAGAAGGUCUAUGAGACCAUCGAUGAUAACGAGAAGCAUUACACCUAUGUGAAACUCAUCAACGUGGGAUCCACGGUCAUCAUAAACCAGAUCAAGGAUUAUCUUUCCAGUCGUCUCGUCUAUUAUAUCCAGAAUCUUCACAUCAAGCCUCGUUCGAUUUGGCUGUCUCGGCACGGUGAAUCUGAGUUCAACCUGACCGGUCGCAUUGGAGGUGACUCCAAUAUCUCCGAGCGUGGUGAGGCUUAUGCUCGCGCACUCCCUGAACUUAUGCGCAAGUCUGGGAUCCCAGAUAACACCAAGAUCGUAAUCUGGACCUCAACAUUGAGCCGUACCAUACAGAGCGCUCGACACUUGAAGGCAGAGACUGGUUACGAAAAGCUGGAGUGGAAGGCCCUGGAUGAGCUGGACUCGGGCGUCUGCGAUGGCCUGACCUACGAGCAAAUCGCCGAGAAAUACCCAGAGGAUUUUGCCGCCCGCGACGAAGACAAAUACAACUACCGCUACCGCGGCGGCGAGUCCUACCGUGACGUCGUCAUCCGUCUCGAACCUAUCAUCAUGGAGUUGGAGCGCAGUGAGAAUGUCAUAAUCGUGACUCACCAAGCUGUCCUUCGCUGCAUCUACGCUUACUUCAUGAAUGUGCCCCAGGAACAGAGUCCCUGGAUGGAGGUGCCUUUGCACACUCUGAUCAAACUCACGCCUCGCGCAUAUGGCACUGAAGAACAGCGCUUCAAGGCUGACAUCCCCGCUGUCUCUACCUGGCGUGGGAAGGGUACUUCGGCGAGGCACCAAGAAUUCCCCACGGAGGCAGCAAAGGUAGAGACUAAACAUUAG